CUGAAAUGGAAUAUUUUAAAAUUGUGGCAAGACAGACUGUAAUGCAAUGCAAUAAUAUUUUGGCAAGACAGACCAUUGUUAUGGAAUGUUUUAAAAUCUUGGCAAGACAGACAACUGUAAUGGAAUAAUUUAAAACCGUGGCAAGACAGACAAUUGUUUUGGAUUGCUUUAAAAUCGUGGCAAGACAUACCACUGUUUUAGAAUGUUUUAAAUCGUGGCAAGGCAAACCACAGUAACGCAAUGUUUUAAAAAUGCAUCAAUACCGACACUUGCAAUGUUAUGUUUUAGAAAAUAAACAAAAUAGAAUAUUGCAAUGGAAUAUUUUCAAUUGUGUCAAUGCAAACCACAGAUUAAUACAGAAAACCGUACUAAGAACACCUCUUUCCCCCCUGAUGGCAUCGUGGUAUCCGUCCCCUCAACUCCUGUUCCACCACCUCCAUACACUGAUGACGUCACUUGUUGGACGUCACUGAAGGGAAAACUUGUUAGAUGGUUCGUGUGUUUCGUCAUUGCGUCAUUUCUGAUCGCGAUCAUCGGGGUUAGCCUCUUUUUCACUGUUUUCAACUCCCCUGAAGGCGUUGACGGACAUGGCCGACGAGGUGAUCGUAAAAAACAGCAAAUAAACAAACCAAGAACUAAUUUACAACAAGGCCUUCGCGGUGUCAAAGAAGACGGUUUCCCUGAUAUCGAUCAUUUCGGAAUACAAACAGGACUCCCAAAACGCAACACUCUUCCGGAGGACAUAGCAGACGAUACCAAAUCGAAUACAACAACGUUUAAAUGGCCAAUUACCACACGGCCUGUUUCCAAGGCACUACGGCCAUCUUCAUUUCCACGAGGCCAACCGGUUGCUAAAACAGACGGCUCUACACGACGUAAUACAUUGCUUAAAUUACCAGAUGUUAGCGCAGAUGCUCAACCGAAAGUCCCUUGUCCCUCGGACUGGAUGCAACAUGGAGAUCGAUGCUAUCUCUUCAUUCAACGUCCCGUGCAUUUCACCAACAUUGCGGAGUACUGUUCUGAAGAAGGCGGUUCACCUGCAGUACUUGAGGACGAUAAAGGGACAUUUGAGCAGCUUCUAGUGUCCGGAGCUCGUCCAAUUUUAGAAUGUUGUCUGAACGAAAAAGGUAAACGGGACGGAAGACCAGAACUUUUACAGCGUCUAGACGAUGAUCUCAUCAAAUUUAUGGCCAAAUUCAGUACCAAAUGGCCCCAAGAGGAGGACAACCCGAAACCGGGACCUAACAACCGAAUAAUACCUCGCCACUUGUUGCUACGUAAAGGAGUGACAACCACAUCACCAACGAUUCCGGACAUUGCCGCGACAGGAACAUCGUCGUCCUUUAUACAGACGAAAACGGAUUCCAUGCAAACUAAUGCCGACAAUGGAGGACAGCUGGAUGGAGGGUUCGGCCUCAUAAACCACGAAAAAGCUAACUCUACCACAACAACCACCACGACACUUAGCACCUCCAUCAUUUUUGCUGACAUCACAACGAGUAGUAAUGAUUCUGAGUUAGAAGUUCCUGUAAGUGGAGACAAAAACACAGACCAGUUCUCCACUCUCGAUGACGUCACACGAAAUCGACUUGCUAAAAAUGAGAAUAAGAAUGCUAAAGAGUUACCCAUAUUUACCGCAAUUCAAGAAAAAAUGUGUAAAAGCUAUCUAGGCGCGUACAUGGACGAGUGGCUGAGUGUUGAUUGUAACGUGGUUUAUUUGCAGGUUUGUGUGAAAGGACAACAGUGACAUCGACUAA
Molecule: messenger RNA, 1757 nt
Organism: Mya arenaria
Lineage: Eukaryota; Metazoa; Mollusca; Bivalvia; Myida; Myidae
Exons: 8
Coding region: 314-1747 (477 amino acids)
Source: RefSeq, a predicted model, not a curated record